Messenger RNA from Sporisorium graminicola, 783 nucleotides. RefSeq lists its product as uncharacterized. The record is from RefSeq and is a predicted model, not a curated record. Gene Ontology annotation, molecular function: deNEDDylase activity; cysteine-type peptidase activity. NCBI's taxonomy places the organism in Eukaryota, Fungi, Basidiomycota, Ustilaginomycetes, Ustilaginales, Ustilaginaceae. Gene Ontology annotation, biological process: proteolysis. The coding region runs from base 1 to 783 and encodes 260 amino acids. The transcript is spliced from 2 exons.
AUGCUCUUCGACUCGGAUCCACUCGUCGUCUCGACACCUGACGCCUGCCUGCAUAAAUCCGACCUCAAGACAUUGAAGAAAGAAGAGUGGCUUGGCGACAAUGUGCUUGCCUUUCACGCCGAGUGGUUGCAAGCACUAGCAGAUGGAUCGCCUCACAACGUUAAAAUGUUCCCACCCGCUGUCGUAGAGGUGCUCUGCACGCUCGGUAGCGCCACUGCUCCCGACGCGGCAUCGGUGGUGCCCAGACCGACCGAACGCUUCCUGCUGCUGCCCGUGAGCGACCGCUACAGCCCCUCGAGCCCAUCACAUGCCGCAGCGGGCAGCCACUGGAGCCUUUUGCUUGUCGAUGCUGCCUCUGGGGCUGCGUUCCACCUCGACUCACUCGGCGAUUGCAACCGCUCUGCUGCCAAAGCGGUCCAUUCAAGCAUCCUUCAGCUCGUUCAGCCACAACCCGGUCAUCACGCCUCUCCGCCCGUACCGUUCAAGGUCGACUGCCUACAGCAACAGGAGAAUGGCAGCGAUUGCGGUAUCUAUGUCUUGCUCCUUUCCAGCCUUUUCCACCUCUGGCUCAACAAGCCACAAUCGGCAUCCUACGAUCUUGCCGAAGUCGUCCAAGCGGCCUGCGCAGAUGCGACACCUUCCAAAGUUGGCCACUUUCGCAAGGCGUACAAGGAUUGGCUCAAGUCAUGGGGCAAAGCGACGAACCACGAAGAGCACGUCGAUCCAACCCAAAAGGUCAAAACCAACUUUCUCAAUCUGUUCUCGGAAAUCGGUGUGGAGUAG